GACACGUCAGCAACUAUAACCGUGCCCCCUAUCAAAAUCCGAGCCGAAAAAUUUCCCCCAAAAUUCCAAUAAACCCUAGAAAUUAAAAGAGGGGAAAAAAAGUUCUUACCUUUAUCGUGCUUCUCCCCACCGAUUCCCCCGGAAAUCGACGAUUCCGGGGAAGAAUCAGAGAUGGGUUCCCCCGAGAACCCUAAUUGGUACCUGGAUUGCGCCCUGAUCGACGAAUUGCCCGUCGCCGAUGGGGGAUUGUGUUGGAGCGCUCAAGGGUUCAAUUCCUCUUCCAAUGUAAGCUUGGAAACUGAUGGCCCUUGUGUAAAUUCUGGUGGUUCCAAUGAAUCGGGUUCUCGGAAACGUAUAAGGUCAGAGUCCUGCCGCAGGCCUGCUUCAAAAGCAUGUAGGGAGAAAAUGAGAAGGGAUAAGUUGAAUGAGAGGUUCCUGGAGUUGGGUUCUGUUCUGGAUCCUGGAAAGCCACUAAAGGUCAACAAAGAAGCUAUCUUAAGUGAUGCCACUCGUAUGGUUAUUCAGCUGCGGGACGACGCACAAAAGCUAAAAGAUUCAAAUGAGAGUCUCCAAGCAAAAAUAGAGGAGUUGAAGGCGGAGAAAAAUGAGCUUCGCGAUGAGAAGCAAAGGUUGAAGGCUGAGAAGGACGGACUAGAGCAACAAAUAAAGAUUUUGAAUAGUCGGCCCUCUUUCAUACCUCAACCUCCUUUGAUACCAACUGCUUUUGCUGCUCGAAAUCAUUCGGAGGGACAGAAAUUGGUGAUGCCUAUUAUUGGCUACCCCGGGUUUCCUAUGUGGCAGUUUAUGCCUCCUUCUGAUGUGGACACUUCACAGGACACCGAAAAUUGCUCACCUGUUGCUUGAGAUCAUUCCUAAUCAGCCAUCCUGCUCGAGUUGUUCUUCUUCUUUUGUUGCCUGUGUUAAGCUCAUUUGCAAGGCAAAUCUUUCUUUCAUGGUAUGGAUAUUUUAGUUAAAAGGGGAUAGCUUUUGAAUUAAUUGUAAGUUGAAUGUAAAUAAUUCAGCCUCAAUUUUUCAAUUUUAGUGAACAUGGGAGUAACUCUCUCCACCCAGUUUGUUAAUGCAGAGUAUCCCAAAAUUUCUUGCA
Messenger RNA from Ananas comosus (pineapple), 1105 nucleotides. RefSeq names its product transcription factor ILR3-like. The coding region runs from base 172 to 864 and encodes 230 amino acids. The record is from RefSeq and is a predicted model, not a curated record. Gene Ontology annotation, biological process: intracellular iron ion homeostasis; regulation of DNA-templated transcription. Gene Ontology annotation, molecular function: DNA-binding transcription factor activity; protein dimerization activity. The transcript has 5 exons. Lineage: Eukaryota; Viridiplantae; Streptophyta; Magnoliopsida; Poales; Bromeliaceae.